AUGCACAAGGCUGAACAAGAUAGAAGACUUAUUCAGUUCCUCAUGGGAUUAAACGAAGUGUAUACCACAGUGCGAGGUAGUAUACUCAUGAUGAAUCCACUGCCUUCCAUGGCACAUGCCUUCUCUUUGCUCAUUCAGGAAGAAAAGCAACGAGAAGUGAAGCCACAUAAUCAACUCAUGCUCGAUUCUGCUUCUUUGAAUGUUAAUGUACCUUCGUACAAUAAUUUCAACAACAGAGCACCUAUGAAUAACAACUUCAGAACCAAUUAUUCCCCAAACAAUCAUCCUUCCACAAGUGCCAGACUACGUCAUUUCUGUGAUCACUGCAAACGUAUUGGCCACACCAAAGACAAGUGCUUCAAGCUCCAUGGCUAUCCACAAGAUUUUAAUCAGAAUCCUAAGUAUAAUAAAGGCAAAAGGACCACUGCUAAUGUACACACUACUCCAAUCGAUACAUUCUGCAUGAAAGGUGAAGAAACACAAACUCAAGGUAGCAACUCCAAUGUGAGUCUCACCAGAGAGCAGUAUGAUCGGUUGGUGACUUUGCUUCAACACUUUCAGACCAGCACUGGAGGUGAUAACUCAGACAACAAUGUUACUGGUGGAGCUGUGAACUUUGCAGGUAUUUUUGCUUGUUCAGCUUUUGUUCUCUCUGUUGAUUUUGGCCUGCUCUCAUGCCCCUUCAAUGAAGAGGCCUCUGGAGAUUGUUUGCACUGUCAACAUCCUGAAUCAUCUGUAGAUGUUCCCAUUUUCCAUUCACAAUUAGUUGUAAAUAACUCCAUCAAUUUAUCCUCCAUCCCUAUUCAGUUCUCAACUAAACAGCCUUUCCUCUGCUCCAUUUGUCCUAUGGCUAGACAACCUAGACUUGCUUUUCCUCACAAGACUAGUACUAUCACUUCCAUUUUUGAGCUUCUUCAUGUAGACCUCUGGGGACCCUACCACAUUGCUACUCGUGAUAACUACAAAUAUUUCUUCACCUUGUGGAUGAUCAUAGCAGGGCCACUUGGACCCACCUCUUAA
This is a messenger RNA of Nicotiana attenuata, 1020 nucleotides long. RefSeq lists its product as uncharacterized. Bases 1 to 1020 code for a protein of 339 amino acids. NCBI's taxonomy places the organism in Eukaryota, Viridiplantae, Streptophyta, Magnoliopsida, Solanales, Solanaceae. The record is from RefSeq and is a predicted model, not a curated record. The transcript is spliced from 4 exons.